UCCAUUUCCGCGUUCCUCGUCUCUCUGUCGGCCAGCCUGGCUUAACGGCCGCGCGCCACAUCCCGGCUCAACUCGGCGGCCAUGGAGAUGGAGGCGAACGGAGGCGGCGACGGGCUGGAGCACGAGCUAGGCAUGGUGGUGUUGCCCACCGGAUGGGUGGCAUGGGUCCCUGCUCAGGCCGUGGCGGGAGGAAUGGCCGCCAUAGCCGCGGCGAUGGCGCAGAACGGGUGGAUUCCCGCCGAGGCCGCGGCGCGGACCGGAUGGGUGCCCCGGCCGGACUUGCUGGUCAUGGGCGGAGAGGAGGCGCGGGCCCUGGCGCAGCAGCACGGGUGGAUCAGCCCGGGCGCGCGGCUCCACCGUAUCCCGGCCGCAGCCCGGCGGAAUGUACCGGACAACAUGGAGGCGUACUACGCGUCCAUGGGCAACCCCGCCCUCUACCUCGCCUUGCUCUGCCUGCCGGCCCAAGAGAUCGCCCGCUGCCGCUCCGUCUGCUGGGCGUGGCGCGCCAUCAUCGGCAGCGGCGCCUUCCGCCGCCACCACCACGACCACCACUUCCGGACGCCCAUGCCGCUCCUCUUCUUCCUGGACCCCAGCCUCGCCGGCCUCAACCUCAGCGCCGUCGACGCCCGCGACCGCGUGCCCCGCCCGGUACUCCGCUUCCACCGCCCCCUCAACAACGAGGUGUUGAGGGUCCACGGCUCAUGCGACGGCAUCCUCCUCCUCUCCUCCGGCCGCAGGCUCUACGUCUGCAACCCCUGCACGCGCCGCUGGGCGCGCCUCCCGCAUCUCCACGUCGACCACGACAUCGUCGGCUUCUACGUCAUCACCGGCCCCGGCGGAGAUUCCGAGUGCAACGUGCUGUACCACACCCGCCGCAUGUUGCCUAACUGCCAGUACUGGAUCGUCACGCUGGGCAGGGACGGAUGGACGUGCGACACCAUCGGUCGUCCGGGCCCCGACUUGCCUUCCGACGAGCUUGAUCUUGUGCUGGCCAAAGGGAUCGUUCCAUCCUACAAGAUCCCUCCCGUCUUCAUCCUCGGCUCGCUCUACUGGCCGCCCAAGGCUGCCCAGGUCCAGAGCAACACCGACCUACUCGUGUUCGACACCGCCGCCGAGACCUUCUCCUUGUUCACUCCCCCAAGCAUCCAAGUGGGCGGCGAGGCCGUUCCCGUCGUGGCCCGCCAGCUCUUCGAGAUCGACGGACGCCUCGCCAUGACCGCCAUCUCCUUCUACCCGCCAACAGUCGACGUUUGGGUCGAAAGCCACAGCACCACCGAGCUCUGGAGCCACCGGUACAGCAUCCGUGUGCCGGUGGACGAGAUCAGCCUCAACGACAGCUGCCAUCACAACGGCAGCGUCUUCGCCCUAGCCCAGGACCGACAUGAUCUGGUGCAGUGCCCGCGCGUCCUGCUGCACUGCGACGCCCAAGGGGCCGUGCUCCAGAGCUACCGUCCCACUCCCCAGCUUCCUCACCACUGGACCGCCCUCUCCGGACACACCAUCCAAGAAAGCCUCCUUCAACAUCACCGCAUGCUCCGGAUGCGGGACGCGGAUGCUGUUGACGGUGACCCGCCUUUCUUCUGAACCUCCGUCCGUCGUCUUCCCAUGGUGAGUGCUGACCUGCGAUUUUUGUCCUACCAUCAACACAGCGAAUGAUCAUGGUUGUUGAACUGUGGGAAUAACUGUGACUUUUCUGAUUUCUGUUAGUACUUGCUUAUGAGAUUCUUUCAACUCUGGAUGAGUAUUAUCAGGUCUGAAAAGUUCUCCAGUACCUGUAAUGAUGUUUGAGAUUUUUCAGAAAUGCGUCAAACCUUGAAUUGCUUGCAAAGCCUAUA
Lolium perenne is the source of this 1835-nucleotide messenger RNA. The record is from RefSeq and is a predicted model, not a curated record. NCBI's taxonomy places the organism in Eukaryota, Viridiplantae, Streptophyta, Magnoliopsida, Poales, Poaceae.